Molecule: messenger RNA, 2432 nt
Organism: Chionomys nivalis (European snow vole)
Lineage: Eukaryota; Metazoa; Chordata; Mammalia; Rodentia; Cricetidae
Gene: Ncaph2
Product: non-SMC condensin II complex subunit H2
Exons: 21
Coding region: 93-1907 (604 amino acids)
Biological process (GO): meiotic chromosome condensation; mitotic sister chromatid separation
Cellular component (GO): condensin complex; nucleus
Molecular function (GO): chromatin binding
Source: RefSeq, a predicted model, not a curated record
GGCAAAAUGGCGCCAGAACCGGUGGCGGGGUGAUUCUGCUGGCCCUAUCCGGAGCCAGUGUACGGUCCCGGGCUUCUUGUCCCUUUCUGGACAUGGAGGAUGUGGAGGUGCGCUUCGCUCACCUCUUGCAGCCCAUCCGAGAUCUCACUAAGAACUGGGAGGUGGACGUAGCGGCACAGCUGGGCGAAUAUCUGGAGGAGCUGGACCAGAUCUGCAUCUCUUUUGAUGAAGGCAAAACCACUAUGAACUUCAUUGAGGCAGCACUGUUGAUCCAGGGCUCGGCUUGUGUCUACAGUAAAAAGGUGGAGUACCUCUACUCACUGGUCUACCAGGCUCUUGAUUUUAUUUCUGGCAAGAGGCAAGCCAAGCAACUCUCCUUAGCACAGGAAGAUAGGAGCAACAGGGCUGUCAACUCAGGAACUCCCUAUGAAACAGAGGAUGAGUUCCUGUCACUGGAUGACUUCCCUGACUCCCGGGCUAAUGUGGAUCUGAAAAACGACCAGACAUCCAGUGAGCUGCUUAUCAUACCCCUUGUGCCCAUGGCUCUGGUGGCCCCUGAUGAAGUGGAGAAGAACAGCAGCCCCUUGUAUAGCUGUCAGGGUGAGGUCUUGGCCAGCCGAAAGGAUUUCAGGAUGAACACAUGUACCCCUGACCCCAGAGGUUCCUUUAUGUUGGAUCCAGUGGGAAUGUGUCCUGUGGAGCCUGCAGAUUUGUGCCCCAUGCCAAGGAGCCAGAAAGAUGCUGAGGAUGCUGAGGGGCAGCCGAUGGAAGUCUCUGGGAAUGGGAGUCAAGUUUCCGUACUCAACAUCUCCCAAGAGCCAGAAGGCCCAAUGCUCAGCGGUGGUGAUGAGGAUGCAGAGGAUGCAGCAGAGCCCCAGGAGGCUGCUCUAGAGCCUGCAGAGCCCAGGACCUCACAGCAGACUGCCACCUUGCCCAGGAGAUACCUGCUGCGGGAGCGACAAGGGAACCCGGAGCCUGCCUCCCGGCUACAGGAGACCCCAGAUCCCUGGCAGAGCCUGGACCCUUUUGACUCCUUGGACUCUAAGGUCUUCCAGAAAGGUAAGCCCUUUUCUGUGCCGCCUGGUAUGGAGGAGCCUCCAGGACAUAAGCGCAAGAGGAAAGGUGCCACCAAGCUGCAGGACUUCCACCAGUGGUACCUGGCUGCCUAUGCUGACCAUGCUGACAGCAGGAGGCCUCGGCGAAAGGGCCCAACCUUUGCAGACAUGGAAGUGCUGUACUGGAAACACGUAAGAGACCAGCUAGAGAGCCUUCAGAAGCUGCAGAGGCAGAAGAUGACCGAGAGAUGGCUGCCUGGGGCCAAGGAGGAUAUGUGGCCUGUAGAGGAGGAACGCUUGGAAGAUUCCCUAGAAGACCUUGGGGAAGCGGCAGAUGACUUUCUAGAGCCUGAGGAAUAUGCAGAGCGGGAGGAGGUGAUGCCUGGGGAAGCUGCUGACCUAGAUGCAGAGGCUAUGCCAGAGUCCCUGAGAUAUGAAGAGCUGGUCCGAAGAAAUGUGGAACUCUUCAUCGCCACCUCCCAGAAGUUUGUCCAGGAGACAGAGCUUAGCCAGCGCAUCAGGGACUGGGAAGAUACUAUCCAGCCCCUGCUCCAGGAGCAGGAGCAGCACGUGCCCUUUGAUAUCCACACCUAUGGGGACCAGUUGGUUUCACGGUUCCCCCAGCUCAAUGAGUGGUGUCCCUUUGCAGAGCUUGUAGCGGGGCAGCCUGCUUUUGAGGUUUGCCGCUCCAUGCUGGCCUCCUUACAACUGGCUAAUGACUAUACGGUGGAGAUCACCCAGCAGCCAGGACUGGAGGCAGCUGUGGAUACCAUGUCUCUGAGACUGCUCACACACCAGCGAGCCCAUACACGCUUCCAGACCUAUGCUGCCCCCUCCAUGGUCCAGCCUUGAGUGGAGAGCACUGAGGCGCAGGGGUGGAAGAGUUUCACCUCCUGGGAUCCGGAGAAGGACUCGAGGUUUGAACUGAGAGAGCCUGGGCCAGGCUUUGGGCCCUAGAGCCUGUAGCACCAUGGACCUGAAGCUCCUGAAAAAGAACAGAGAUGCCAGCAGUUGGAAAAGAACAGACAAGGUGCCUGGGCCCCACUGCUGAAGAAACUUAUCACCCCAUAUCCACGCAGGUUAGCUGCCUGUCGGGGCUCAUCUGAAAGCAGAACUGCUCCACCUCAAGCCUUAAGCUUGAGCUUAGGCAACACCAAUUGUCCAUAGCUGGUUCGCUCCUAGUUCUUUAACUAGGGAGCCUCAGCCUCAUUACCGCAAUCUGUCCAUAACCUGCCCCUCAACCACCACGCUUCCUUAAUUACCGCAAUCUGUCCAUAACCUGCCCCUCAACCACCAGGCUUCCUUCUGGAUGCCUAGAAGCAUUCAGAACAUGCUUUGCCUGGGCACCAGAACAUGCGUCUAUUUACAAUAAAUUUU